GCUGCUCUUUAUGCAGAGGAAUAAGAUAAAAUAGCUUCCUCCCCCUCAUGUCGCUACCGAAAACAGGAAUGGGGAAAAAAAUAAUCCCUCAGCCCCUGCCCAGCUUGUGGUGAUAAGAGUAAUGCAAUCGUUUUUUUAAAGGAGGCAGCCAAGACAAUUACAUUGUUUACUCAACAGAGCCAUUUUGGAGAUUUCUGCGUUGUGCAUGUUUUCUCAUUCAUUUUGCACCAAAUUCAUUGCAGCAGCAAGGCCAGAGAGUUUGCCUUGACUCCCCUCACUACCAAAAUAAACGCACAGGGCAGGAUUGUUCCACUGAGCCGCUGCGAGUGGGGAGAGAGAAGAAGGCAGGGAGAUGGUACGUGCCGGCAGCUCUCAACUGCACGCAGUGAGGAUUGCGAUGUAUGAGAGAGUUCAGGGGGGAAAGAGGAGGAAGUAACGGAGGCAGCCGAAGCUCGCAGGAUGGCAAGAGCCAAGCUGAAGAAUUCCCCCUCGGAGAGCAAUGCGCACGUGAAGACUGUCCCACCAGCCACGACGGACGAUGGCCAUGGGGUGAGCCCCUUGCUGCCGGCUCGGAGGAUGGGAUCCUUGGGGAGUGAUGUCGGACAAAGGCCUCAUGCCGAAGAUUUCAGUGCGGACUCCUCGUUUUCGCAGUUGCUUAGGGCAGAAACGUUACCUCCAGCGCUGCUGCUCGCCCCCCCCGCUGCCCCGGUUUUCAGGCCGUCCGCGGGGCCCUGGCGAAAGCUGCGCUCGGCCGCAGAGCCGGGCUCGGGGCGAGCCGGCGGCGUGUUUCUCGCGGUCAGGAGCGCUCAUGCUCUGCUGCCGGGACCCACUGCGCGUGUUCUUCACAGGUCACACAUCUUCUGGGUGGACAGAAAAACGCCGCUGUGGGCUGUCCAGGUCAGCAUAGCUUUAAUCAGCUUCCUGGAGACCAUGCUGCUCAUCUAUCUCAGCUACAAGGGGAACAUCUGGGAACAGAUUUUUCGCAUUUCGUUCAUCCUUGAAAUGAUCAACACAGUCCCCUUUAUUAUUACAAUAUUCUGGCCUCCUUUACGGAAUUUAUUCAUUCCCGUUUUUCUGAACUGUUGGCUUGCCAAGUAUGCCCUGGAAAACAUGAUAAACGACCUGCACCGAGCCAUACAAAGGACCCAGUCUGCAAUGUUUAACCAAGUGCUCAUUCUCAUCUGCACCCUGCUGUGUCUUGUUUUCACAGGGACCUGUGGCAUCCAGCAUUUAGAAAGAGCCGGAGAGAAGCUCUCCCUUUUCAAGUCCUUCUAUUUCUGCAUCGUCACCUUUUCCACUGUGGGCUACGGCGAUGUGACACCGAAGAUCUGGCCUUCCCAGCUCCUGGUCGUUAUAAUGAUUUGCGUCGCCCUUGUUGUGCUGCCCCUCCAGUUUGAGGAGCUUGUGUACCUGUGGAUGGAGCGGCAGAAAUCAGGAGGGAAUUACAGCCGUCACCGUGCCCAGACGGAGAAGCACGUUGUGCUGUGCGUCAGCUCGCUCAAGAUUGAUCUUCUCAUGGACUUCCUCAACGAGUUCUACGCUCAUCCGCGCCUGCAGGAUUACUACGUGGUGAUACUUUGUCCGACAGAGAUGGAUAUCCAGGUGCGGCGGGUCCUUCAGAUUCCUCUGUGGUCGCAGCGAGUGAUUUACCUCCAGGGCUCGGCGCUGAAGGACCAGGAUCUCAUGAGAGCCAAGUGAGCCGAGUGGCGUGCCGCAAGGUUGCUUUAGAGCCGGUCUCAGGUAUGGCAGUCUCGGGAGAAACAAGCUGACCAUCAGACCAUCUUGAGAGCCUGGGCUGUGAAAGAUUUUGCUCCAAACUGUCCUCUCUACGUUCAGAUCCUAAAGCCUGAGAACAAGUUUCACAUUCGCUUCGUUCCAGAUCACGUCGUCUGCGAGGAGGAGUGCAAAUACGCCAUGCUGGCCUUGAACUGCGUCUGCCCUGCCACCUCCACCCUCAUCACCCUGCUGGUGCACACCUCCCGCGGACAGGAGGGCCAGGAGUCCCCGGAGCAGUGGCAGAGGAUGUAUGGGCGCUGCUCGGGCAACGAGGUCUACCACAUCCGCAUGGGCGACAGCAAGUUCUUCAUGGAGUACGAGGGCAAGAGCUUCACCUACGCCGCCUUCCACGCGCACAAGAAGUACGGCGUCUGCUUGAUUGGCACGAAGAGCAUCCUGCUGACCCCAGGGCCGCGGCAUAUCAUGGCAGUGUCUGACACCUGCUUCUACAUCAACAUCACCAAGGAGGAGAACUCUGCCUUCAUCUUCAAGCAAGAGGAGAAGCAGAAGAAGAAAGGCUUUGCUGGCAGGGGCGCCUAUGAUGGCCCCUCACGCCUGCCAGUGCACAGCAUCAUCGCAAGCAUGGGUACAGUAGCCAUGGACCUGCAAAACACUGAGUGUCGCCCCAUCAACAGCAGCAAGCUGACGCUGCCGGCCGAGAACGGCGCGGGCACCCGGCGGCCCAGCAUCGCCCCCGUCCUCGAGCUGGCGGAUACCUCAUCCCUGCUGCCCUGCGACCUGCUCAGCGACCAGUCGGAGGACGAGAUGACGCAGUCAGAUGAGGAGGGCUCAGCGGUUGCAGAGUAUGUAAAAGGCUACCCCCCAAACUCCCCGUACAUUGGGAGCUCGCCAACCUUGUGCCACCUUUUGCCUGAGAAAGCGCCUUUCUGCUGCCUGCGGUUGGACAAGGGCUGCAAACACAACAGCUUUGAAGAUGCCAAGGCCUACGGGUUUAAGAACAAACUGAUUAUAGUAUCAGCAGAGACUGCUGGGAAUGGACUGUAUAACUUCAUCGUCCCCCUUCGUGCGUACUACCGGUCCCGCAAAGAGCUAAACCCGAUUGUCUUGCUUCUGGACAACAAGCCAGAGCAUCACUUUCUGGAAGCCAUCUGUUGUUUCCCAAUGGUUUACUACAUGGAAGGCACGAUCGAUAACCUGGACAGCUUGCUGCAGUGCGGGAUCAUCUACGCGGACAACCUGGUGGUUGUGGACAAAGAGAGCACCAUGAGCGCCGAAGAGGACUACAUGGCAGACGCAAAGACGAUUGUCAACGUCCAGACCAUGUUCAGGCUCUUCCCCAGCCUCAGCAUUAUCACAGAGCUGACCCACCCCUCCAACAUGAGAUUCAUGCAGUUCAGAGCAAAGGACAGCUACUCCUUGGCCCUUUCCAAGCUAGAAAAGAAAGAGCGCGAGAACGGCUCUAACCUGGCGUUCAUGUUCCGGCUCCCCUUCGCUGCCGGCAGGGUCUUCAGCAUCAGCAUGUUGGACACGCUGCUCUACCAGUCAUUUGUGAAGGACUACAUGAUCACCAUCACCAGGUUGCUGCUGGGCCUCGACACCACGCCGGGCUCAGGCUAUCUCUGUGCGAUGAAAAUCACCGAAGACGACCUGUGGAUCCGGACGUACGGCCGCCUCUUCCAGAAGCUCUGCUCUUCCAGCGCUGAGAUUCCCAUCGGGAUUUACAGAACGGAGUCGCACAUGUUCGCAACCUCCGAGCUGUUUAUGUCUGUGCCUCUCCCUGUAUGUUCUGUAGAGGAUGUAGCAAAUUUAACAGCCAGUGAUGUGAUGAAUCGGGUAAACCUGGGAUAUUUGCAAGGUAAUUCCCUUUGCCUGGGAGUGCCGCGUGGCUCACGGCGUGCAGCGUGCCACGAGGUCAUGCCGGCUGCACCUAAUCCACACCCUUGCCGGGUUUCCACCUUAGAUAUUUGAGCCUGCCGAGCGCUGAUUUGUUGAGUGGAGUUGGCAAAAAAAAACAAAGCAAAACCAAAAAAAACAAAAAGGGAAACAAAACCAAAACCCAAAGGCAGGCCAUCCUACAGCUGUAGCGCAAACGAAAGGCUCCCUGGAGCCGCCGAGGCAAAAGCAAUCCCAGAGCCUUUGCUAGGUGAUGACGAGGAAAUCACAUCGCCCAACUGACCUUGAAACAAAACCGAACCUCCUCCCAGUGCUGCGCGAGUGGAUUUUGAGCCGUAAAAGCCAGUGGCAGUUAGGAGAGGGUUUUAUUUGGUGCUGCUGACAGAGAGCCGUGGC
This is a messenger RNA of Struthio camelus australis, 4026 nucleotides long. The record is from RefSeq and is a predicted model, not a curated record. NCBI's taxonomy places the organism in Eukaryota, Metazoa, Chordata, Aves, Struthioniformes, Struthionidae.